This is a messenger RNA of Alternaria postmessia, 702 nucleotides long. RefSeq lists its product as uncharacterized. NCBI's taxonomy places the organism in Eukaryota, Fungi, Ascomycota, Dothideomycetes, Pleosporales, Pleosporaceae. Bases 1 to 702 code for a protein of 233 amino acids. The record is from RefSeq and is a predicted model, not a curated record. The transcript has a single exon.
AUGGCGCAUGACUACCGGUCCCCACUUGACCACGAGAACAAAGAGCUGAUAAGGUUCGACAACCCGCGCCGUGAUCCCAGGAGAGCUCAUAGUAUAUUCCAUAAUCCACCGACCGAUGCGCCAGUAGAUUACGUUGAUACCGCCACCAGCUUUCUCGAAGCCGAAUACGCAGACCCCAAUUCGCCCAUCCACCAAAAUCCUAAAUUACCAACCCCGCCGAAGUCUGAUGAAGCCCCUUUCAAACCUCUCAAAACAGCCGACGAUGUCUUCAACGCCGCUCGGAUAUGGCUCAAGUGUCCCCUAGACCAUGCUAUCGUAAUAAGAUACCCUACCGAACUCACGCAACGCAACGGCUACCUAGGCGACGGGUUGGUAACGCUAUAUUACGAAAGUUUCACAAGGACGCACGCGCCGAAAAUGGUCAUGAUGAUCGAAUGGUUGAGUCCGCACAAACUGGCCAGUAUCGUCCAAGGCAAUGUGAUUGACCGACGCUACGUGGAAGAGGCAGAAGUGCUGGACUCCCGGUAUAUUGCUCUUUGCGAUUACGAACAUCUUGUGCUCUUGGACUUUGGGUCAUUUUCCGAGCCUCAUGUGCUCCGUGUUACGGCUGUUCCAAGGGAUUCGAUGCGUCUGGCGUUUUUGGGCUUCCUACUUGAAGCAUGCCAUGCGGUAAUAGGCGAGCCAGGCCGCAGCCCGCCAUAG